Molecule: messenger RNA, 138 nt
Organism: Funneliformis mosseae
Lineage: Eukaryota; Fungi; Glomeromycota; Glomeromycetes; Glomerales; Glomeraceae
Source: the annotation of a GenBank genome assembly
AAGCAGGUUUAGUCAACGGUUCCAUGGGUAUCAUCCGAGAAAUAGUGUUUGAAGAAGAUCAUGGUUCUCCCUUCCUUCCCAAGGCGGUCCUAACAGAGUUCGAUUAUUAUACUGGCCCUGCUAUUGUAACUGAAGAAG